AUGAAGUUCUUAUGGUGUAUUUUAUUACAAUCCAUUGUCCUUAUUGAUGGAAAAGGAAAUUUGUAUACUAUCCCUCCACAAUUCGUACCUAAUCUUUUACAAGCGUCUGCUGAUUGUUUAACUAAAACUGAUGUGGAGGGAGAUACUGUACAAAAAAUAAUCACUGGGCAGAUUGAGAAUACUGAAAAGUUUAAAAACUUCUUAUACUGCUUCGCUACAAAAUCAGGGUACGCUGAUGACCAUGGUCACUUUAAUGUAGACAAAAUGGCUGAAUUAGUAGAGAACCAUAAGGACAAAUCUCGAUAUCUUGAUACCCUAAAAGAAUGCAAUAAAGAGAACGGAAGUGACAAUCACGAUACUAUGUACAAAGUAGCAAUUUGUUUCCGUGAUAAUACCCCCAUACAUUUCGUUAUG
Molecule: messenger RNA, 414 nt
Organism: Brenthis ino (lesser marbled fritillary)
Lineage: Eukaryota; Metazoa; Arthropoda; Insecta; Lepidoptera; Nymphalidae
Source: the annotation of a GenBank genome assembly